Dentiscutata erythropus is the source of this 614-nucleotide messenger RNA. NCBI's taxonomy places the organism in Eukaryota, Fungi, Glomeromycota, Glomeromycetes, Diversisporales, Gigasporaceae. The record is from the annotation of a GenBank genome assembly.
AUUAUUGUUUUUAUAACGUUAAUUUGGAAGGAGAAUUAGAUCUUAACGAUUUUGUUAAUUUGAACGAAUUAUAUAUCUUUGGGGUUGGUCAAGAUAAGAAUAAACUACAAAAACUAACUAGCUUGAUGGUUAAUAAAUGUACUAAGUUAACUAAGAUUACAAUUAAUUAUACUACCCUUGGUUAUUUAAGCUUAGGUAGUAAACCAAAAUUACAAUCUGUUAGUUUCACUAGCAACAGACAGAUCUAUUUUUGUGACCAUGUAUUAAAAGAUCAAAUAGGAAAAUUAAAUAGUUUAAUCCUUUCUAAAGACAACAGUGAUCUAAAAUUAGAGGCCAAGAAAGUUAAUGAGGAGUGCUUGGAGUACCAAUUGAGUCUUGCUAAAAGUAAUAUGGAUGAAAGUAAUCAACUAUGGUUAGAAAGCUUGGUAGAUUCUCAAAAAGAAGUUUUACAUAAUAAUAGCGCUUAUGCCCGUAAACAAUUAGAAAGAUGUAAAAAAAUAUUGACUGAAGUGCUAUCUGCUGAAGAAAUCCAAGAUAUUUUAGGAAAAAUGAUAGAAAUCAAUGAAUUAGAAACUCAAUCAAAUAAACUCAACAAACUAACUUUAAAAGAUUAA